Molecule: messenger RNA, 13706 nt
Organism: Galleria mellonella (greater wax moth)
Lineage: Eukaryota; Metazoa; Arthropoda; Insecta; Lepidoptera; Pyralidae
Gene: ssp3
Product: S phase cyclin A-associated protein in the endoplasmic reticulum
Exons: 20
Coding region: 236-6088 (1950 amino acids)
Source: RefSeq, a predicted model, not a curated record
AUCAAGGUGUCAAACGCAAGUUGUUACUGUUGUUAUGAAAAUAUUCGAUCAUCAUUUAUUUUUCUUAUUUAAAGCUUUCUUUGUUAGUUAAUUUUUAUUACAUUGUACAUUUACGUAUGAAUAAAGUCCCUACGUCCUUAUUAUCGCGUAAAGUUGCUUUAAUGUACGCGUAUGCGUUAGGGAUGCGCAUACUCUACCUAUGUUUGUCACGAAAUUUUAUAUUUGUUGAUUUGAAAUGGAGGAAGUGAGGCAGUUGGUGCAGGAAGAAGGUAGAGAGGCCAGGAACUUGGUGGCCUUCCAUGUCGCGGUGGACACACCAGCUACACCAGCGCGGGUGUCCCGCAAGCCGCCGCGAUCGUCGGCCGUCUCUAUGGGGCUGGCGGCGGGGCAGCUGGGGGGACAGUUUGGAGGACAGCUGGGCUCGGCAGCGCGGCGCGGGGCUCCGCGGACGUCGCGGCGCUCGGCCUCCGCCGGCCGCGACAAGCGCUCCGAGCUGCGCGCGCGCUACUGGGCGCUGCUGUUCGGUGACCUUUCCAGAGCCAUGGGUGAAAUUUACAACACUGUUGAAGCCCAUGAAAACCUAAACGAGUGCCAAGAAGUCAUAUUAGUCCUAGAGAAUUAUACCAGAGAUUUCAAAGCAUUAGGCGAAUGGUUCCGUUUGAAGUGGGAGUAUGAUAAUACACCGCCCCCGCAGAGACCCCAGAGCUUAGCUUGGGAGAUCAGAAAGACUGAUUUUGUACGUCCGGAAUCUAGGCGCACGUAUUCUGUAAAGAGUUCCCCAUCAGUAUCAGGAAAAAAUAGCCCUUGUUUAUCAGGCCACAACACACCUAGUGGCAAAAAUAGUCCAAGUUUAACUGGGAAAGCUAGUCCAGGCAGUGGCAAAAUCAGUCCUAGGGUAUCUUCAGGUCAUUCCAGUACUAGUCCUAAGGCGAAUAUAGAGUUCUUUAGCAGUAAAAUAGCAGCAUCGAAAGUCACUGCUAAACCAGAGCCAAAUAUAGCAAAAGAUUGUUUACGACUUUCUGAUAUAAAAGAAAAGGAUGGCAUUAUACUUGACGAGAAUAAUGCUGCAAAAGCACCUUCAGUAGACCAAACUGAUGAUAAACCCGAGCCAAGAUUAUCGCCAAUUAUUGAAUUGGGAAAAGCCAAAGAAUGUCCAAAUAUAUGCCCGAAACAGGUUAUUAUUAAAUCGCCUAAACAUGCUUUGAAUAUAUCUCAAAAUAAUAGAACUGAUGUAGAAACUACUAGCUCGGCAAGUGACAUUAUAACUAAACUAAAUGCUAUGGAAACUCAAUUUCUCCAAAAUCAUCUAGCGGAAAAUGAAGCCAAAAAUGAUAAUUUAUUGAAUAUAGAGAAUGAAAUAUCUGCCCUCUGUAUUAACGAAAAUAGUGAUGGUAAAAAGAUGGAUCCUCAGUCUGUUCAAGUAAACCAAGAUUUUGACAAUGGUUCAGAUAAAAUAACUACAAGUGAUGAAAAGGAGACCAGUUCCAAUGCAUCUCCUACUAAAUCUGAAGACAACUUUGCUGAUGUAUCAAACGAGAGCUCUAGUAAAUCGAAUGAUGAAAAGCCUCCUAAUGUAGUUGAGGCAGCAAAACUAUCAAAAAUAGACGAAACUAAUUUAUCGAAAAUAGAUAAAGGUGAAAAAUCCGAAGUGGUAAUGGAAGAAGUUGUCAAAGAACGGCCAAUGACACCAAUAUCGGGACAAAAUGAUGAAAUAACAGAUGCCACAGGUACCGUCGGUAAUACGGAGUGUAACGAAGAUAUAAAAUUAAAAGGUAUCGAAAAUAAUACCGUGUUCGAAAGUAAAGAUGACUCUAAAAAUGAACAAGAUAAAAAAUCAGAAUUAAAGAUUAGCAAUGAAACAAAGUCUAAUACAAGACCUGCGUAUUCACAGGCUGCUGCUAAACCUAAACCUGUAAAUAUUAAAUCAGAAGUAAAAACUCCAACAAAAACAACACCUUUAACUAGAAGUAAGACAGUUGUGGAAAUGCGUUCUAGUUCUGCUCCAAAAACAUCAAGACAAUUUCCUAAAAGGAACCAAGCUAACAAAUGUAGUUAUCCCUUUAAUUUGACUACAGGUAGAACUAGUCUCUUUGAUACAGUUCCAUCUAAUACAACAAAAAGUACAGUGCCAAAAAAAACUAUAAGAAAUGUGCAAUUGGGUUCAGGUGACAGCAAACUUAAUUCUAAUAAGGUCGAUAUUAAGAAACAGCCACCUAGACCGACAUCUUUGAAGAUUAAUGAAAAAGGGGACAAGAAGGAAAAUAUAAAUAUAACAUUAGAAAAGAUUAAAGAUUGCGAUGCGUAUGGCAGUUCGGACACAAUAGUAACUCAAAUUGAUAUAUCACGAAUCGAAUCUAGCGAAAGUCUAAAGACGUUGGUACCGGAGGAAUUACAAAUGAUACAAGACGUUGCAAAUUCUAUUGAAGUACUGAAUGUUGACGAUAAUAAUAAGAGCGACAAUGAAGGUUGGCUGACUGUCAAGUCUAGACGAUUGAGUCGUGAAUCGAAAAAACAAUCUAAAUCGCAUUGGGCGAACAGGUUUCAUCAACCUUCUGCUACCACUAGCUUGCCUACAUUAAACAUGCUUGAAUCACCAAAGCAAGAAACGAAGUCAAUAGUUGAUUCUCCAAAAAAUGCCAAACUAGAUCGAGCGAAAUCAGAACAGCCUUCAUCAAUAGAUACCAAACCUGAAAAAGUUGUUAAAGUCCAGGAUACAGAGAAAGUGAGUACUGAAUCUAAAUCAAAAGAUACAGCUAUUAUCCGACAAAAAUCGGAUGUUACCGGUUUAAAAACACGAUCAUCUAGAAACAAAGCUUUCACAAAAAGAACAGCUAAAAUACAAGAUGAGGAUAAGGACGAAGAAUCUAUAGAAUUAACGAAGAACAGACUCCAUUCAUCUUUAGAAAGUCUGACAAUGGGUCUCGCGAGAUCGCAGGAGAGCACAGGGGAGGCGUUCGAUUUUGACAAAUGGAAAGCUGAAUUUAAAUCGACCUUUACAUUUUUGGAUGACGAUGAUCAGAUACCUAAUCAUAAUGAGUUAUUGAAGGCGGCAGAUCCUUCCGAGAUGUCUGAGAUAGCGGAAAUGACGUCCCAGAUUGAGGAGAACGAAAAGAAGAUCAGUUGGGCGCUGGAUUUCCAGUCGGAAGUCGAUCAGAGGAAAUUAUGCGAGGAGGAGGAGAUUUUAAACAGGCAGAUAAUGGCGCUCCAACAAGUUUCCGACAUCGAUAUGGACACUGAAACUGAUGAUACCGAGACGGACGCGGAAAUAUUAUGCGAAGAGACGAGCAUAGCGCAUCCGGCGUGCGCCUCGUCCGAGAACUUGGGAGCGCUGGCGGCCAGCCUCGAGGACCAGUACGAGACCGCGCUCGCCGGCAUGUCCUGGGCCGAGCGGGUCGAUACCCUGGUCGUGCUCGAGGCGCUCGUGGCUAGGGAUCCCGGGCGAGCUCAGCAGCUGCACGAGAAGCUGUCGCAGGGCCUGAAGCGGCGCGGCAGCUUCCAGGACGCGCUGCGGCGGCUGCAGGCCAAGCAGGCCCGCGCCGAGCGCCAGCGGCUCGAGUACCAGACCGAGCGAGCCAGGAAGAUACACCAGCUGCUCGCCAGGGUCGAGGAGGUUAAGAUCGCCAAAAAUCAGCUGAUAGAGGAGAAAAGACUCAGGAUGGAGAGACGCAUGCAAAAGGCGACCGAGAAUCGCGACCAACGACUUAAGGACAUAGUCCGCAAGGCGCACGACGAGGAGGAGAAGCUGCGCGAGAUCGCGUUCAUCAAGCAGCUGGAGGCCGAGAAUCGCCGCCACGAGUUCCUCGAGCAGUGCCGCUCGCAUACCACGCGCCUGCGCACCAUGCGCCGCGACCGCCUGCUCAAGCUGGAACAGAAGGCAGCCCGCGAGGCGGCCGUGGGUGCGAGGAGGCAGGCCCUGGAAGCUGCACGUCUGCUGCACGUGCAGUCGCUGGUGGAACGGAGGCAGGAACGAGACGCGCGCCGCCACCAGCUGCGGGAGCUGCGCCGCCUGCAGCGCGGACACGCCGCCCGCGAGAAGGCGGAGGGCGUGAAGUCGCGGCUGUCGGCGCUGGCGGCGGCGGCCGAGCUGGAGGCGGACGCGCUGCGCUGCCGCAUCCGGCACAAGCAGCGCGCCAGCCAGCAGCGGCUGCAGUCGCACCUGCAGGCCAUCCGCGAGAAGGCCACCGGCCCGCGCCAGCCGACGACAUCAGAAAGUCAAGAUCCAAAUACAAAAGAAGAGCGAGAACUGCAAGAGGAAGCGGAGAGACUGGAGUUGGAACGCAAGGAACGCGAAAAGCAGAAGGCCAUCAAGAGGAAAGCGAGGAAAGUGAAGCAGAAACUGUUGUCCACCGGCAACGAGAUGUCAGUGUUCGACGAGAAUAUAAUAUUCGAAUUCGCAACAUUCCCAUCAUCAAAUAAACUGCAUAAAGUCAUACACACAAUCACAAACAUGAUCACGCCGUUGUUGCAAACGGAGGAUAAAGAGGACAAGCGGGACCACCAGAACGAGGCGGACGACCUCGAGAAGAACAACAAGAGAAAUAAGAAAGCUGACAAAAACAAACUGGCCGCAAUCAAUGGUAACGAGGAGAAUACAGAAAAGAAGAAGUCCAAGAAGAAGAAGAACGUAGAAGAGCAACCGAAGACAGACAAUGCGGAAUACAAUAAUAACACUGAAGCGGAGAUAAUAGAAGAUCAAGACGUGAAAAAUGAGAAUAGUAAGAAGAAAAAGAAGAGAAGCGACAAGAGCGAUCGGCCGAAGUUGAGUAAAACCAGUUCGGUGUGCAGCUCGCUCAGUGAUAUGAGCAAGACUAGUGGGAAGAGUGAGAAGAAGACACAGCCCACGAUCGACAUGCCCUUCCUGGAGAGGCAGUUGAACGAGCUCCAACGAAUCAUAGAUAGAUUCGAUAGGAUGUCGGCGGACAAGUCCGGGCCGGCGCGGCUGCAGGCGCUGCGGGCGGCCGCCCGCGUGCUGGCGCUGGCUGCCCAGCAGGACGCGCAGCUCUCCUGCAGGUCGAUAACGGCGGCUGUGUCGGUGGCGGCGCGGAUCUCGGCAUGCGGCGGUGCGGCCAGCUGUCUCAUAGCCGGCGAUACCGCCGUGCAUCUCGUCACGCUUCUCAGCGAUCAGCUGGACAAAGACCUCAGCGCCGACCUGAGAGAGAUGGAGUUGACCAAACAGUUGGCCGACUGCCUCUCGGUCGCCCUCGACUCAGUUCUAUGCGCCACUCGGCUGUACGAAGAGAAGAGGACGGAACCUGGCGACGAUCUGGAGAUCAUCACCACCCUCAGGAAUAGAGCUCAUGCGAUCAUAAGUUACCUCUGCUUGUGUGGCUGUAUAUCCCGCGCGGAGAAGGCCGGCGAAGCGAGGGAGAGCGUCCAGACCCUGCUCACGGUCUGCGCGGACCUGUGCCAUCCUUGCGACCUUGAUGUGGGAUCAGAGCGUGCUUCAGCAACGCAGUCCCUCCGGUGUGCACUCGGCACCAGCGUGUGCGGCUCGCGGGCUGAGUUCUGCGUGCUGUUCGCUAAAGGUGCUGAGUUGAGCCAGAGCGGUGGUUUCGUGCGCGCUGCGCGGACCGCUCAUCUCCUGAGGGCACUGGCCGAACUGGACCAUCAAAUUGUGCAAGAAGCGUUCGGCGAGGGCGGAUGGCCGCUGGAGUUUAGAGCGGCAGUGGCGAGACUCCUCUCACAGCACGCGCCCAACGACAAGGAAGCCCCCAGAACUGCCGCACUGCGUCUCUGCAACCAACGACUCGACCAGACUCUGUCCGAGACGAUGGUGUUGGACCUGAUCGUGCUGGUCGGCUUCGUGGUGGUCAACAAUCCGCAGCUGCAGGAGACGAUCUGCGACGGAUGGAGUGUGAUCAAGACCUUAUGCACCUUGCCCGCCAACUGGCUCGUCUCCAAGGUGCACAGCCACGCUCUCUUGCCAACCCUCAUCGCUGUCUCCGAGAGACCAUCAGCCGCGAGUGCUAUAGCCUCAGAGUUGAGUAUGAAGAUGUUAGAAGAUUACUUAGAAAGUCCGGACGCACAGAAAGUGAAGCUGGUGCAAGUGAUCAAACAGGGACGAGCCAAGAAGUCGGGGAAGAAGUGAACGCGAGGUAAGGAGGCUCCUGUCGCCCAGCGGGGAGCCUGUUGCCCAUCAUAGGCCUACCGUAGCAGUACGGAUUUCAAAUGCUGUGGUUUUUGAAAAUAAAUAUAUAUAUGAACGUAAGAUUGUAAGCAUUACACCAUAGCCUCGGUGGUCUAGCGGCUCAACACGUUGCUUUACCACCCCGUGGUCGCGGGCUCGACUCCCGCACAACAAAUAUAUUUAUAUUCGUGAGUAUGUGUGUUUGUAUUGGUCUCGGUGUUAUCUAUGUGUAAUAUGAAUGUACCUAUUUACAAAAAUAAAAGAAAAUAAAAUAUUUAAGUAUAGGUAAGCUCCGCUUAGUUGGGGCUAGAUGGCGCUGUGUCCAGUGGUAUAUAUGUUGCAGUCAAGAUUCUUAACCAGUCAAAAGUACUAUUGACUAGCAAAAUCAGUCAAAAGCACUUUUAUCCAAUGUAGCUGGUUAAAAGUAUUUUUGACUAAGUGAUUCCGCCAAAAGUGUUUUUGACUGGUUGUAUCAGUCAAAAGUCUUAAAAAGUCUUAAUUUAACCUAAUUUACUUAAAUUAGGUUUUUUUUUUAUGGGUGGAAAUGGUAUGGUAACUCCGCCUGCGUAACGGGAUACGCUGGCGGAGCACCAGUGAAGGGUGAUAGAUGAGAAUGAAAACAGGCCAGGUAGCCCAUCAUGAUGAAUUCAUCAGGAAUUAACCAUGAUAGUUUCCAGGGGCAACCGCGAGGAGGUCGACCUGGUUUUGUAUAUUGCUAGCAAUAGGAUUCUCAGUCUCCAUUACUAACAAUCCCUUUCCCCCCACUUAAAUAAGUUUAGGUUAGUAUGUUUUCUUUGUAUCGAUUGUAAUGCCAAAUUUUUCGUUAUAAACAAUUUCACAUUUAAUGAAUACCUUUUGUUUUUCAUCUAACGAGUUAAUGGUGCUUUUGACUAAUGCUUUAUUGCAGUUAUAACUACUUGUGACUAAGAGCGUCAGUUAAAAGUAAUUUUAACCGCAAAUGUGCAGUCAAAAGUGCUAAUAACCAAUAGUUUUCAGUUAAAACCACUUUUUACCAACCUGUUCAGUUAAAAGUACUUUUGACAGAUUUUUGCUAGUCAAUAGUACUUUUGACUGGUUAAAAGUUUUGACUGCAACAUGUAUAAUUGUUAUCAAUUAUUCUCUGCUGAACAUGGUUGUUUAAAACGUCUUCAUUCUAUUCAGCAGGGCAUAUAUUGAGUAUUAUCGAUGGGUAAUAGGUAUACACCAAUAUUAAUAUAUUUGUUAUUAUCUAUAUAUCGUGUUUCAACCGUGAAGCAGCUGUGUUUGCAUGGCUGUGUUUCGGUUUGAAGGGUGGGCAUAUGGCAGUGAAUUUACACGGUACUGAGGAAUAACACCUGAGUCCUCAGGAAUGGCAACGCAUGGGAGGUAUCAUGGGCGAAACAGUAUACUCUGUUAUGUUCAUGGUACUGUUAAUGUGUAUGGUAUAGGUGACGGUUGCAAUUUUCCAUCAGGUGGGCCGUCAGCUUGUUUGCCAUUCUAAGUUGUAUAAAAAAAAAAGUACUGGUCCAAAAACGAAUGUAUUAAACAUCAGUUACCCAGUAUUUAAUGCCGAAAUGAAGUACCCAAUCGAAUUUUUUUUAUAGAUAUACGACCGGUAUGAGCGAUAUCAGAAUGGGUAAUGACCUUUUCCCCGCCAUCAAUGUCCAACAAAACCCAAUAUAUAAAUAUUGGAGUAUCAAUAUCACUCACGCGUAUUGAGUAUGCAAUUACAUAUACAUAUAUACUAAUAUUAUAAAUGUGGAAGUUUGUUGUAAAGAUGUUUGCAUGUUUAGAUGUUUGUAUGUUUAUAUGUAUGUUACUCAACCACACUUUAACGUCUGAAUGGAUUUGAAUGGAACUUGACCUGUUGACGGGUCAUUGAACCAAUUUCAUCCUAACAUGUAGGUUAACUACUUUAAAUACUGUUUAACGCGAGCAAAGCCGCAGAGAACUGAUAUGUCAAUGAACACAAAUCAAUAAAUAUAUUACAACUAUAUGGUACAGUGGUAAUUCGAUAUACGAAUGGUUUUUUUUUUUGAUGGAUGAUGAUGGAAUGGUGACCCCACCCGCGCUACCGGUAUACACCGGCGGGGCACCAGUGAAGGAUGAUAGGCGAGAAUGAAGUAGGUCAGUUAGCCCGUCGUGACGAAUUCACAAAGAAUUGUUCACGAUGGUUUCCAGGGGGAACCACGUGGAGGGCGACCUAAUAAGGCAUAUUGCUAGCAAUGGGGCUGUCAAACUCCAUUACUAACAAUCCCUUUCCCCCCGAUAUACGAGUGUUUUGAGACACGAGCCGCCGAGCGAGCGAUAUUUUGCUUCGAGAUGAGAGCAAGGUUUGAGAUGCGAGGACUCGCACGCUACACACGAGCCCAACAUGCGGGCUGGAUGUUGGCGUCUAACAGUCUCUCCCACCUCAGGCUAACACUUAACAAAAACAACUGAGGUGGGUUUUUUGGGAGUACGGAUUAAUGGCAUUUCAAUGGUUACGAAAUGAAUUAAACACGUAUGUCGAGGUACCACUGUAGUUCUCUUUGGAGACUUGAUUCAAAUUUUCUGUCUUAUGCCAGUUUGUAAAAUUUUUUAAUAUAAAGUAGAUUGUACCACUCAGUCGAGUCGAUUCUGGGGGCUAUUUCACUAAACCUAUCUCUUAACCUAAUCAUCAUCAUCUCAGCCAUUAUCCGUCCACUGCUGGACAUAGGCCUCCCCCAUAGACUGGCAUAAAGAACGGUCCUGAGCCAUCUGUAUCCAUUGAUCUGGUGCUUUGACUGCUAUGCGUUUGAGAUCGUCAAUCUCUCUAGCGGGGUGUGGUCCUACACUGCGUUUGCGUGUACGGGGUUGCCACUCAAGAAUCAUUCUUCCCCAUUGGUUGUAGGUUUUUUGAGCUGUGACCAGUAUAUUGCCACUUCAGAUUGCUUAAUAUAAUAAUUUAUAUAUAUAUAAAACAAUAACAACGCAUGGUGGGUAUCACGGGCGACACAGUAUACUCUGUUAUGUCCAUGGUAUUGCUCAUGUCUAUAUAUAGGCGACGGUUACCACUUUCCAUCAGGUGGGCCGUCAGUGUUUACCAUUCUAAGUUGCAUAAAAAAGAAUGGAAAUUUAUUUUUAAACAUUAUUUUUAGAGAUAGGAUUAGAGAAACUACACCCCAGAAAGCGUCUCAACGGCUGCAACCAUAUUAUGGUUAAAUUUUGAAAUAAACCGAGUCAUAAUUCCGAGUUUACAUAUCACGAGAAUAUUUUUUUUAAAUCUAUUUUUUUAUACAUACACAUUUUUCCUAUUGUAGACUCAAAAAUGGUUUAUUUAUUAAUUUCAACACUCAUUCGACUUAUUAUUGUUGCAAACUGAACAUUGUGUAUGUGAACUAAGUGAAUGUCUUUCAAAAACCACAGUUGUUUAUUACGAAUUUAUUAGAAUGUGAAUGAGCAUAUAUACAAAUCACUCACAGAAUGUAUGUAUGUGGUGCCGAACAGAUGUAAUGUCGUUUGCACAUUAAAUGGUAUGUUGGACGUUGUUUACAUUGCAUUCCUGUCAAUAAAUAAAGUGACUUUAUCACAUUUGAAAUGUUUGAAAUUCCUUCAGUGUCGAACAUCAAAGACUUGUUAUUUCAUUAUAUACAUUCGUGCCCUUCUAAUUUUUUUUAUUUUAUUUUAUUUAUACAUAUAUUAUACUAUCCAGAAUUGUACUCUUCGGAGUAGAUAGACUUAUAAAUCAACUUCCAUUUAUUUUAACACUUUUUUUUCAUAAUUUUCAUCACUAAUGGUUUUUUUGAUGGAUGAUAAUGGAAUGGUAACUCCAUCUGAUCUAUCGGUAUACACUGGCGGCGCACCAGUGAGGAAUGAUUGGUGAGGAUGAAAAGGCAGGUCAGUUAGUCCAUCGUGACGAAUUCAAUGAUAAAUUAGUCACGAUGAUUUCCAAGGGGAACCGCGUGGAGAUCAACCUGAUAAGGUAUUUAUCUUGUGUUUUGUAACAGACAGGAUUUGACAAUUGGUCAUUUAGGUAAACUAAUGAUUUACCUGAAUUUUCUCGAAGUUUCGAUCAGGUUACGUUUGUAGAUUAACCUAAAUGAUUGUAUUAAUUCUCGUCUCUUAUAAAACAUGAAAUAUGGAGCGUGGAAGUCUCAAAGUACAUCUCUUAUCUAUUAUUUACCAGAGGGAAGCUUUGUACAAAAGUUGAUUGCUUGGGUACCUCUGUCCUAUUCGUGUUUCUACCGUGAAGCAGUUGUGUUUGUAUAUCUAUGUUUCGGUUUGAAGGGUGGGAUAUGGCAGUGAAUUUACAGGGUACAGAGGAAUAAUAUUUUAGUCCUCAGAAAUGGCAACGCAUGGGGGGUAUCAUGGGCGAAACAGUGUACUCUGUUAUGUCCAUGGUACUUCUCAUGUCUAUAGGCGACGGUUACCACUCUCCAUCAGGUGGGCCGUCAGCUUGUUUGCCAUUCUAAGUUGUAUAAAAAAAAUUCAUCUCUUCUCAAGUGUACAAUUCUGGAUUCAGGCCAAUUCUAUUUUUAGUGAAUACAUUUAUAAUAACUUCAUGAAGUUACUGUCAGUAUAAUGGGAUUGUUUUUCAUUACAUUAUUGGUAUUGUGAAAUUAUAUUUUGUUUAUUGACAGGAGAGAGGUUUUUUGAGCCACAUAAUGGCUUUAAUCUAAUCUCACAAUCCCAUACGACACAUACGUUCGAUAUCAUAACUGAUAGCCAUUGGUGAAAUGUACACUUUGAUGUCACUAUAUCUAUUUUUCUAUGGCGGUAGUGUAGUUUAGAAUUGUAUAAAGACGUGGUAUUUUUUUCUAUUCUUACUAAUUGUGAAGAAACACUCGAAUUAUAUUAUAUAUUAAUGAAUCGUCCUAAUUUUUUAAUCACUUUAGUUGUCAAAUUGUUAGUAAACGCUUCGUGUUUAAUAAUUAUUUUUGUAUUUAUUUUUAAUGGAAACGCAGCGAUGUAAAAAAUGAAAUUUAACAUUGUAACUGCUCGGAGAGGUUAAUGGAUAAAUUAAAAUUAAUUAGACGUCGCUGUCUUCAAAAAUCUACUAAUGUAUAGAACAUAUGAAAACAAUUCCAGUGGAUUUUUUUUAAUGAGUAUUAAUGGUAUGGUAACCCCACCCGCGCUAUCGGUAUACACCGGCGGGGCACCAGUGAGGGAUGUUAGGUGAGGAUGAAGGCAGGUCAGUUAGCCCAUCGUGACGAAUUCAACAUGAAUUGUUCACGGUGGUUUCCAGGGGGAACCACGUGGAGGUCGACCUAAUAAAGGGCAUAUUGCUAGCAGUGCGGCUGUGAAACUCCAUUGCUAACAAUCCCUUUCCCCCCCACAAUUCCAGUGGUGUAAGAAUGUACGUAAAUAAGGUAAUACAGGUGUGCUAAUACCAUAGUGUGCCUACAGGGACACUGCGUAUUGUGGAUUGGGAACAUUGAAAUAAACUUUAAGUAACUUAAAAAUCUUAAGAUUGCUGUGAUAAAACGGGAGGUAGGGGAUAUAUAUGCGUACAGAUGUUUUACAUUGUGUUGAUAUCUAGACAGGGUAACUUGACGACGUUAAACUCGAUGGCUUCAGUCGGUUCCAGCUAAUUGUACUUUUUUUUGUAAGCACGCAUUAUAUUUUAAUAUAAUAAAUACCGGUUUAACUUGCGUGUAAUUAGAACGAAAGAGCUCGACUAGUUUCGGAAUCGAUUCGGGAUCCUUAGUCAUGAGUGACUGUGACCCGAGCACGAGUCUGACUGCGUGCUUUUAGCCCACUGAUUUCGAGUUGUAGGCACUUGAUGAAUAAUCAUUCAGUUACUAAUAAUUAUAAGUUUGUGAUCCUCAUGAUUAAGGAUCACGAAUUGAUAUCGAAACUAGUAGAGCUGUCUCGAUCUAACUACACGCAAGUGAAACCGGCAGUUUAUUGCAUUAAAAUUGUACUUUUACUGGUACCGUACGAACCGGAGCGGUAACGUCGUCGUACAAUUGAAAUGUAUUUAAAAAAUACAAUCCCGGGAUACUGAAUGGCAAAUGCAACUGGCAGUAUAUGCAGCAGCAGUAAUUAUGUAUGAAUUUAUUAUAUAAAAAAUGUUUGAAUGACCACAGAUGCAAAAAAUAAAAUUGUAACUGUUUUCGAAUGUAAUUGUAAUGUUUCGACGUCAAUAUAAUGACCUGGUGGUCUACCAUGAAAUGAAAUUCCGAAAUUUCGGACUCAAUUUCGUGUUUUUGUUCGUACCAAAAUCGACACUAUAAAAGGAGGUUAAGAUUUCAUUUGUCAUAAAUCCUACCAUAUAAGUCCAAAGGAACGAUACUUUAGUAUUUUAUAUAUUUUUAAACGGUACGUAUCAUGUAAUUUUAACAUCAAAUUUGUGUUUCGUUCAGAUCCGAAAUUUCGGAAAACAUUUCAUGGUAGGCCCUCUGUUCUUAAAUUGUAGCAUGCCCGACAGGGUAUAACUGUUGAUACUGAUGUCAAAUCCAAAGCAAUGGUUACUGCUGUAUGUACGUACACAGUUAGCAAUAAAAUUCUAUUCUAUUCUAUUCUAUCAACCUACAGAAGGUUUUUUUUUUUUAAUGGAUGAUAAUGGAGUAGCAACCCCGCCUGCGCUAUCGGUAUACAUCAGCGGGGCACCAGUGAGGGAUGAUUUGUGAAGGUGAAAAGGCAGGUCAGUUAGCCCAUUGUGACGAAUUUAAUAAUAAAUUAGUCACGAUGGUUUCCAGGGGGAACCGCAUGGAGGUUGACCUGAUAAAGGUAUAUUGAUAGCAAAUAACCUCCCCAUUACUAACAGUCCUUUUACUCCUCAAAAGAUGGUUAGGAAGAUAUAUAAUAUAGAAGUUUUUGGUAGAAGUUUAAAUUACAAUUGACUAAGGAUGACAUAAUUUUAUUUUGUUGCGUCUGUGUUAAUUAAAAAAAUAUUUUUAAUUGUUUGUUUUAAUUUAUAUAUAUAUACUAGCUGACUCGGUAAACGUUGUUUUACCAUAUACAUUAUUUCUAGAACUAUACAUGCAAAUAUAUCGUACUACAAUUAUGAUCGUAAAAGCGUAAAAAUUUGAAUUUGUAUGUAUUUUUCAAUGCUAAAUUAUAAUAAAAUAAAUAUAAAAAAUUUUGUCAAAAAAAAAAUUUGAGGUGGGUCACCCCUAUCAUUGAGGGGUAUGAAAAAUAGAUGUUGGCCGAUUCUCAGAUCUACCUAAUAUGCACACAAAAUUUCAUAAAAAUCGGUAAAGCCGUUUCAGAGGAGUUUGGUAACAAACACCGUGACACGAGCAUUUUAUAUAUUAGAUAGCUGUAUAUGUGAUGUUACAUUGCCUUUGUCAUUCGGGAUCCCAGGAUUGUAGUCUUCAAAUGUAACUUAUAAAGCAUUCGAAACUCUAUUAAAUCUGAAGUAACCGCAGCCAUUGUGUAAACGGGCCACCUUCCAUGUGUAUUUUGUUUUGUGAUAACUCGUCGUCUACUGCUGAACUGUGAUUAUUUUUAAUUAAUUAUACUAUCAUUUAUAAUGUAUUAUUAUAAUGUAUUAUUGGAUUGUUUUCGUUGCGUAAUGAUAUUGUCGACUUUAUGUAUAUCCAUCUGUGAUUCGUUUUUGUUUAGCAUUAAUGAAGUGUCACGUGUAACUUUGUGUAUUUUUGUGUAAGUGGCGAAUAAUAUUUGUGUAACAAUA